GCCAGUCUCAAAACCUGAUAAAUGACGACCUGAACCGGAAAAGCUUACUAGCUCUCGUGAACAGCAUGUAGCCGUCGCUAUACCUAACCCCCGCAUCUCUGUUUUGGAAUAAGUCAUUUUUAAACGUUUUUUACGCUUGAGCCUUUUGGUGUGAUCGUCGACCGUCGGACAUGGGAGUCCCAGCAUUCUUCCGUUGGCUGAGCAGAAAAUACGCCUCCAUUGUUGUCCAUUGUCUCGAGGAGAAGUCCAAGGAGUGCAAUGGCGUCCGCAUCCCCGUGGACACCAGCAAACCUAACCCAAACGAGGUGGAGUUUGAUAAUCUGUACCUGGACAUGAACGGGAUCAUCCACCCCUGCACCCACCCUGAAGACAAAGCCGCCCCUAAGAACGAGGAUGAGAUGAUGGUGGCCAUCUUCGAGUACAUCGACCGGCUGUUCAACAUAGUGCGCCCCCGGAGGGUCCUGUACAUGGCAAUCGAUGGAGUGGCUCCGCGGGCCAAGAUGAACCAGCAGCGUUCCAGACGUUUCCGUGCCUCCAAGGAAGGGGCGGAGCUUACGGAGGAGAAGGAUAAGAUUAGGGAGGAGAUCAUCGGGAGAGGGGGGUACCUGCCACCUGACGAGAUCAAGGAGCGAUUCGACAGCAACUGCAUCACACCUGGGACUGAGUUCAUGGACAACCUGGCUCAGUGUCUGCGGUACUACGUCUCAGAAAGGCUCAGCAAUGACCCCGGCUGGACCAAUAUCACGGUCAUCCUGUCUGACGCCAGCGUUCCUGGAGAAGGAGAGCACAAGAUCAUGGACUACAUCCGGAGACAGAGAGCCCAACCCCACCAUGACCCCAACACGCACCACUGCCUGUGCGGCGCUGACGCCGACCUGAUCAUGCUGGGGUUGGCCACGCACGAGCCCAACUUCACCAUCAUCAGGGAGGAGUUCAAGCCCAACAAGCCACGCCCAUGUGCCCUGUGCAACCAGAUGGGCCACGAGCUGAAGGACUGCUCGGGGACGGCCCGCGAGAAGCAGGGAGAGCAUGACCAGUUUGCAGACGCCAUGCCGGGCUCUGAACAGGAGUUCAUCUUCAUCAGACUCUGUGUUCUGCGGGAGUACCUGGAGAAGGAGCUCACCAUGGCCAGCCUGCCGUUCCCCUUUGACUUCGAGAGGAGCGUGGACGACUGGGUCUUCAUGUGCUUCUUCGUUGGCAACGACUUCCUCCCUCACCUGCCCUCCCUGGAGAUCAGAGAGGGAGCCAUCGACCGACUGGUGGGCAUCUACAAGGACGUGGUCCACAAAACCGGGGGCUACAUCACACACAACGGCUUCGUGGAGCUGGAGAGGGUGGAGCUCAUCAUGCAGGCCGUGGGCGUGGCCGAGGACAACAUCUUCAAGAAGCGCAAAGACGACGACGAAGGCUUCAAGAGGCGGAUGAAGGAUAAGAAGAAGAGGAUGAAGGCGGAGCGGCCCCCAGCCUACAUGACCGGCGGGCAGUUUGCCCCCCAGGCCCUGGGAGGGAGGAACCGGCCCGACACGGUCCAGAACGCCCGCCACCAGGCCUUCGACAUGAGGAUGCAGAACAACCAGGACGCCGCCCAGUCCCUGAAGGCGCUGAUGAAGAACGGAGCUCCUGCGGGGGGGCCCAGUGGGGCCCAGGACGCCCGGGGUGUGAAGAGGAAAGCAGAGGACAGCGACAGCGAGCCGGAGCCCGAGGACGUGGUCAGGUUGUGGGAGGACGGCUGGAAGCAGCGCUACUACAAGACCAAGUUUGACGUGGACUCCACGGACGAGGACUUCAAGAAGAAGGUUGUCCGCUCCUACGUCGAGGGGCUGUGUUGGGUGCUGCGGUACUACUACCAGGGCUGUGCCUCAUGGAAGUGGUACUUCCCGUUCCACUACGCUCCAUUCGCCUCCGACUUCAAAGACAUCAAGGGCAUGUUCUCAGACUUCGAGAAGGACACCAAGCCGUUCAAGCCCCUGGAGCAAUUGAUGGGAGUGUUUCCUGCCGCCAGCGGUAACUUCCUGCCAGAGACAUGGCGGGAGCUCAUGUCCAGUCCUGACUCUGCCAUCAUUGACUUCUACCCAGAUGACUUCGCCAUCGAUCUGAACGGGAAGAAGUACGCUUGGCAAGGUGUGGCUCUGCUACCGUUUGUGGACGAGCGCAGGCUGAGGGCGGCUCUGGGCGACGUCUACCCUGACCUCUCCACGGAGGAAGAGAGGAGGAACAGCCUGGGCAGUGAUCUGCUGUUCGUCAAGAAGAGCCACCCCCUCUGUGACUUCAUCAGGGAGCUGUACCUGGCAGAAUCUCAAGAGGCCACCCAGAUGCCAGCCGAGCUCUGCCAUGGUAUCCAAGGGAUGCUGACCCUUGAUGCGGACCCCAUCCUCCCAGACAAGCCCGUUGAGUCUCCGAUCCCGUCGCUCCGUGACAUCAUGACCAACAGCGCCAUUGGGGUGAAGUUUCUGGAUCCCCAGUUUGAGGGCGACCAUGUGUUCAAGGCCAUCGUCCUUCCUAAAGCAAAGAUGCCGGCCAAGGUCCUGAAGCCCGGGGACUGGGAGGCUGGGAACCGCAACUCGAACCGCGGCAACUGGAGGCCCCAGCUGGGCUUCAACCCCAACAGACAGCAGGCCCACCUCAACCAGUCGGCCCACAGGAGCCUGGGACACACCAUGGGCCGCUCUCAUGGAGGUCAGUACAGCAACGCCCCCCCACCGGGCAACUACCAGGACAAGUACCGCUCACAGCCCUACAGGGGCGGCAGCCAGCCCUCCUACCACCAAAACCGAGAGCAGAGUCUUCUGGGAGCGCCUCCUCGCAUGAACCAGUACCCAAGUCAAUCCAGCUACGGCCAAGGAGGAGGAGGAGGAGGAGGAGGAGGAGGAGGAGGAGGGGGGUACCAGGACCGGGGCGGACGCAACAGCUGGAACCAGGCGGUGCAGGACCAGAGGUCCGGCUUCCAGCAGACAAUGAACCGUGGGGCGAUGGGGUCCUACAACCAGCACCACAGCCAGCGGACCGACGACUACCGCAACCCCCGGGGGGGGCAGCAGCCGCCGCAGCAGCAGGGCUACAACGCGCCACGGAGCUACCCUCCGCCCCCGGAGCCCAGGAGGUAUAACCGGAACUGAGGCCGAACCGGAACUGAGAUGGAACCCAAACUUGGAUAGAACCGGAACCGUGUCCGUUUACGGACUACUGCGCGCGAUCUUUUGAUAAUUGUCUUAAUGUUUUUUUUUUUUUGGCUUUUUUUUUUAAUUUUUAUUUUGUAUAGUCCUAAACGUCUCAUGCAAUGGAUUUUAAAUUUGACCUGUGGGGUGUCACGUGACUACUUUACUUUGAGAGAUUCUCCAAACUGCCGCGUGUCUGUUGUGUAAUAAAAGAGCACGUGGUGUUCGAAUGCC
This is a messenger RNA of Gadus morhua (Atlantic cod), 3389 nucleotides long. It is a transcript of the gene xrn2, whose product is annotated as 5'-3' exoribonuclease 2. The coding region runs from base 171 to 3116 and encodes 981 amino acids. The record is from RefSeq and is a predicted model, not a curated record. Gene Ontology annotation, molecular function: 5'-3' RNA exonuclease activity; RNA binding. Gene Ontology annotation, biological process: nuclear-transcribed mRNA catabolic process. The transcript is spliced from 31 exons. Gene Ontology annotation, cellular component: nucleus. Lineage: Eukaryota; Metazoa; Chordata; Actinopteri; Gadiformes; Gadidae.